Molecule: messenger RNA, 189 nt
Organism: Loa loa (African eye worm)
Lineage: Eukaryota; Metazoa; Nematoda; Chromadorea; Rhabditida; Onchocercidae
Exons: 1
Coding region: 1-189 (62 amino acids)
Source: RefSeq, a predicted model, not a curated record
AUGCGCAAGCGAAAAUACAGGAAAGCAUUGAGAGUAGACUGGAAGCAGACAGAGAUGGGAAAGCACACAUUUGAAAUGUCGAUGAAGGUUAACGACGCUCGUCCUCCAAGAGCUCACAUUGCUGCACUUUGCAUCACAGCAAGUGCUUUCCGCGUCGUUAUUUAUGGAGCACCAUGCGGAAAGUCGUAA